AUGUACGGCAUAACUCCACAACUCCCUCGCCUUAAAUCCAGGAAGAGUUUCAUGAACCAUACAAAAGCCAUCUCGUCAACAAAUCCUGAAGUAGAAAGAACGACCAGAUGGAGAAAUGAGAUAAGCAGUACCUCCAGCUGGGUGCCGAACGAGUCGCUCCCAUCUGGUCAUAAUGAAACAUGGCCGGUUUGGCGAACACUAAAUAGACUCAGGGCAGGAAUUGGACGAACGAAAGACAAUCUAAUAAAAUGGGGACUGCUAGAUAGCACAGACACCUUGUGCAUAUGUGGAGAAUUACAGACAAUGCAACACAUUAUCACAUGCACAGCUUGUUUCCAAACCUGCACCCCAGAAGACAUUCACAAAGGCACAAGCCAAGGAAUUAACGUAGCCCGCAUCUGGGCAGAAAUAAUAUAA
This is a messenger RNA of Macrosiphum euphorbiae (potato aphid), 417 nucleotides long. NCBI's taxonomy places the organism in Eukaryota, Metazoa, Arthropoda, Insecta, Hemiptera, Aphididae. The record is from the annotation of a GenBank genome assembly.